AUGUCAUCUCCAAGCACCAUCAACAGCAAGAAAAUCAUCGCCGUCGUAGGCGCAACCGGCAACCAAGGAGGCUCCGUGGCCCGAACAUUCCUCUCAUUGCCUCACUGGCACGUUCGAUGCCUCACCCGCAGCCCAGCCUCACAAGCAUCUCAGACUCUGAGGGAUCUUGGCGCCGAAAUCGUCCAGGCAGACCUCGGCGACAUAUCAUCCUUGCGCCGAGCCUUUUCCAACGUGCACGCCAUCUUCCUCAACACCGACUUCUGGACCGUCUUCCGGCCCGCCAUGGCGUCCGGGAAAGACGAAGUCGAGGCCGGAAAACUCGCAUUUGAAACCGAGUUCUCCAACGGCAAGAACGCAGCCAUGGCCGCAGCAGAAGUACCAACACUGGAACGCCUAGUCUUCUCUGCGCUUGGACCCAUGGAAAGGGCCUCAAACGGCAAAUACAAGACGUACCACUGGGCCGGCAAGAGCAGCAUUGCGGACUACAUUGAGACCGAACUACCUGAACUCGCCCAGAAGAAGCUUUCAGUCAUCUACCUCGGAGCCUAUAACACGAAUCAGUUCGUUGCUGCUCCGGUACGAAUCCCGCCGGCUCAGACUGAGGGGCAGGACAACUACGGCUUUGUGCUUCCGUUCCCCAAGGAAACGAGGAUCCCGAUUGUUGACCCCAUUGAAGCCACUGGCCUGUUUGUUCGAGCGUUGAUCGAAGACGAGCCCGCGGGUACAAAACUCUUGGCUUACAACGAAUCGAGUUACCUCGAUUUUGAGAGUCUAAUGGAUAUCUGGUCCAGCGUGACUGGUAAGAAGAUGGUGUACGUCCAGACCACCGUUGAAGCGUUGCAUGAAAUGACGGGACUCCCGCGGGAGAUUCUGUUGGGCGGUGCAUACUUGGGCGAAUUUGAUUAUUGUGCUGGUGUGGAGGGGGUCAUUGAGCCCCAUCAACUUAAGCAUAAGGUGCAGACAAAGUCUUUCGAGGAGUGGUUAAAAGAAGGGCAUCUCAAGGACAAGAUUGUCUAG
Exophiala dermatitidis NIH/UT8656 is the source of this 1017-nucleotide messenger RNA. RefSeq lists its product as uncharacterized. The record is from RefSeq and is a predicted model, not a curated record. NCBI's taxonomy places the organism in Eukaryota, Fungi, Ascomycota, Eurotiomycetes, Chaetothyriales, Herpotrichiellaceae. Bases 1 to 1017 code for a protein of 338 amino acids. The transcript has a single exon.